UUUGGCCGCAGCAGCUCAGCUCGGCUCAACUUGCUACUUUCCGGAGCUUGAACUGCCGACAUGAGCGACUUGGGACUUUGGACGGUGGUCGGCGGUGCUGACAAAGGCGGAAUCAUCGUCCGGGCCGAGCGCGAGCUUGGCUCUUCCGCUGUAGCACGACUGUCUACUGGCGCAGUGGUGAAAGGCCUGGAGUGCCAUGAGGGCCGCAUGUUCUAUGAACUCGUCCAGGGCCAGGGCCCUGCCAAGGGCUGGGUAACUAUGAGCCUCAAGGGCAAGGAGCUGCUGGUGAAAGGUGUCGAGGAGUCCACAAGCGAGGGCAGCACCAGCGGCAGCGAGAGCCCCAACACCGAGGACAUGGACGUCAAGGGCGAGAAGAUCACAGCAGAUGAGAAGGAGGCUCUGCGCCUCUAUGAGACCAAGUUUGGCGAAGCCCAAGAGGGUGCUCAUGUGCACACGGGCUACAACCGCAAGUCUUUCCCCUGGGCAAUGCCGCAGAAGGUGGCAAAGGAGACAUCAGAGGAGCUUAUCAAAGCGACGCAGGCUUUCAAGGAGAAGCGCCAGCGGAAGACUCGCUAUUGGGACGUGGACUCGGACGGGGAGGAGGUGACGCUCUGCUCGCGUUGCUUCAUGGCCAUCGGUGAGACUGCCUAUGGGGACACGGCAGAUGGCAAGAGCACCUGUGUCCAUCCGGAGUGCAUGGCACAGGUCAUGAUCGAGGAGAUGCAACAGCAGGAGGCUGCCUUCCUCAAGGAAGAGAACGAGAAGAAGCUGAAGAAUCGUGAGGAGUACCAGAUCGGCUGGGUGCCCUCCACGGUGCCUUGCAGCGCCAGUCUGGCGCAGCGCUUCGGGCUGGCGGCCAGCGGCCUCACCAGCCUGGUCUGGGAUGAGGUGAGCCGCAGCGUGCGGGUGGCCGCCACCCUGGAGCCCUCCGCGGCGGUGAACUUGGAGUACCUGGCCCUGGCGUUGAAGGUGCGCCGGCAGGAGAGGCGGGAGCCACUCUUUUCCUUGGACCCAGUGGACCCGCAGAACAUGGAGAAGACCAUGCAGACGAAGCGCUAUGAGCCUGAAUGGCUGGCGGGCACUAGCGUGGGAGACAUCAUGUUCCAGGCCGACUACUUCCUGAAAGAGCUGGCCUUGGGUGAGUACACCAUGCCAGUGGUCGGCAUGCUCAGCGUCUUUGAUUGGUCCGAGGCUUUGAGCCUCCACCAUCAGCCCUGGGCGGGCCGUGAAUGGUUCGUGGUGAAGAGAGCGGAGGUGCACAUGGCGGAGGACAAGACCUUGAUCCCAUUCGUAAAGAUGGGCGUUGAGGCGCGGGAGCAGGUGCUCACUGCCGAUGGGCUCCGAGACACCGCCAUCACCAGCGCCAGCCAUCCGCUGCGCCGCUUCGCGGACGCUUUCACGCGGAACUUCGACCUGAUUGCGGAGCGGAAGAGCGUGAUCUUCCACCUUCGGGAACUGGCGAAGGCCUCGGUCAUGGCCAAGUUUCUGGUGGACUCUGGGGCGCAGCUGGAUGACCUCUGGCACACCGUGGCCGAGGAGAUCGUGUCCAACACUGCCCCAGAGCCUCACUCGGAGAUUCCGCAGCUGUGGAACAUGCGAGGCCUCUCGCGGAUCCGCCUGGAGAAUGGGAAGAUUGUGGACAUGGAGACCGGCACCGUCAGCAAUUUGCACGCCAUCUACGGCGGUGUGGAGUUUGGGCUGGAUCGGUUCGAACUGGCACAGCGCCAUGCUUUGCGGCCAGGUGUUCCAGGCAUGGCCAUGCAGCAAGCAGGCCUGCAGGGCAUGCAACUGGGCCCCAGCGGGCGUCCCAUGUUCAUGCCCCAGCGCUUCCAGCUCACACAGCGCGGGGAGAUGCCCCAAGGUGUGGAUUUGGACUUGGACAAGUUCAACCUCGCCGAACUGGAGAGUUUCAGCAAGCUGCCGGCCUGCAGUGGUGCCGAGGGCUCUUUGGAGGCCCGCACCCUGCUCGGCAAGGCCUUCUUGAAAGGAUUGAAUGAGGGCUACCGCAGCAUGAAGUCGGAGGACAAGGAGCUGCUGAAGGACAUGUUCAAUGCCGCUAUGGCAGAUCGAACUGAGGAGGGUGACCAGUUCAUUCCCCCUACCCCCAACCUCUCCUACAUUGCAAAGCUCCGGAAUCUUGUGAAUGAGGAGAAGGCCCUUCUCAAGAAGCGGAAGCUGAGCUUUUGCGACCGCAACUUUGCGCCGGGCAACGCUGGGCUUGAUUUCCCCAGAUCCUGGACCUCUGGGUUCACCGUGGAGCGGGGCUUCUCCCCGGCGGUGAUGCAGAAGCUGAAAUCUUCCUUAGUGCAGCUGCAGGUGGAUGCCACCUUCCAGCAGGCCUUGCUGGAGGAGGUGCUGCCCACCGCGGCCCCAGAGUUCCACAAGGCCACGGAGGACGGGGUGGUCUUCCGCAUCUAUCGCCUGGGCAGCCUGGAGGUGCGAACCACCCAGGAGCCCGGCCAAGCUGAAGACCUGGGUGUCGUCUUCUCGACCCGCGCAGUGACCUGGAAUCUGUCUGAGCCUAACGUCCGCUCGGUGCGGGAUGAGGAGAAGAUCGUCCGGGGGCGCAUCUACAUCGAGGCCAUCGACGCGGAGUCGGCGAAGCGCCUGGAUCAGCUGUGGUCCAGCAAGCGCCUGGACUACUGCCACUACUACGUGGUCCUGGAGACCGAGGAUCAGAAUGUGAUUCUCACAGAGAAGUUCCCGGAUGGCAGCACUAUGAUGGCCGUGAAUCCAGAAGGCGUUGAGGACAGGAACUCUUUGGCCAAGCUCAUGGCAACAGUGGAGGACUGCAAAGACAUGGACGUGACCGUCGGGAAGGUGAAGUUGGUGCAGAUCAACCACCACUGCAAGGCCGCGGAGGGCGCCAGCCCCUCGUUGCGGAAGCGCUUCGCCAAGGCGGUCUUCUGCAUGCUCCGGCGCCAGGCGCGGAAGACCAAGGGGCUGGACCGACGCCCGUACACCUCUCGCAAGCAGAUGACUGAUGCAAAGGGCAAGUAGGUGACUAGUGCCGAGACGGUGAGGUCCCCAGCAAGCAUGCUGCGAUACAUUACAUGUGAAGCCAUCUCUGCGAUGUUUCACCGGUGGCUGGGGAACUCCUGGCGUUAUGGAGAAUUGGAAAGAUCACAGCAUCUUCCAUGUCGUGUUCAUCUCGUUGGCAAACUCUUUUGCAACACAGUGACUGGGGUGUGAUUGGUGAGGCGUUUUCCGUCUCUCGGGCGACAAACUUCUUCCGGGAACCGCAUGCCCGGUUUAGAUGCCAGGCCCUGUCUCUACACUGUCCGGUUAGCUUUGAGCCUGGAAAUGGUGCGCCAUUCCAUACGCCUGGCAUCGCCCAACCCCAAUGACGAAGGCAUGCGGGCUCACAGUGCAA
Effrenium voratum is the source of this 3373-nucleotide messenger RNA. The record is from the annotation of a GenBank genome assembly. Lineage: Eukaryota; Dinophyceae; Suessiales; Symbiodiniaceae.